AUGUCAAAUAAGAAUAAUUAUAGCUUAUGGAUAGGAAAUAUUCCAUUUGAUGUAACUGAAAAAGAAUUACAUGAAAUUUUGUCAAAGGUAGGUGAUGUGAUAAAUGUUAGAAUAAAGUAUGAUAUUGAUAAAAAUGUAAGUAAAGGGUUUGCUUUUUGUGAAUAUAAAGAUCUUGAAACGUGUAUGCUAGCUUUAAAAUAUAUUAAUGGUUAUGAGAUAAAAGGAAGAAAACUUAAGUUAUAUUGGGCAAACGAAGAAUUUAAAGAAAAAAUAAAUAACAAUGCAAAAAAUAGAAGCGAUAAAAGAAUAACAAAAAAUUCUCACAAAUUAGAUAUAAUAGAUGUGAACAAUAAAAAAAAUAUUUUAAGUUCCUAUAUAAAAAAUGAUUUGAUCGAAAAAGACUUAAGUGCAAAUGAAAUAAGGGAAAAUAAUAUAAGAAUAAAUAUUUCUAACAUUAUUCAUACUUUAACCACUUCGCAAAUUAUAUAUAUUUUAUCUUAUUUUCAAAAAUAUUCUAUUGAAAACUUUCACAAUUUAAAAAUUUAUUUUCAAAAAAAUGGUAAUGUUGCUUAUGCUCUUCUUCAUUGUUUGUUCAUAUUGAAUAUAAUAAAUGAUUAUAGUAUUACAAAUAACUUAAAUAUUUGUAUUAAUAACGAGACAAUUUUAAAUAAAAAUGAAAGAAUUUUACAAAUGAAUAAUAGUAAUAUUAAAAUAGAAUUGAAUACAAAUGAUUUGAAAAAUAUUAACAAAAUGCAAAAUAAAAAUAAAGAAGAAAAUACAGUUUUUAAAAAUAACAAAAUUAAUACUAAAAAAGAUGAUAAUAUAUUUAAAAAUAACAAAAUUCAUUUAAAAAAAGAAGAAAAUGAUAGUUUAAUGAAAAAUAACAUUUCUUCCUUUAAUAAAAAAAAUUAUACUCAUAAUUUAUCUAAUUCUUCUUCUAAAAUGAAAAUAAGUAAUAGUUCUAGUUUAUAUGCGAAAAAAAAUGAUUCGAGCAACAAGUAUUCUAGUAAAAAUGAUUUUUUAAAUUAUACUUAUAAAAAUCGUAUUAUGAAUGAAUCAGAAUCUCCUAAUAUUUCUAGUGAAAGCCAUAAUAUUUUAUAUAUGAAUAGUAACAUAAAUUCUAAAACACAAAAUAAAAAAAAUUUCUAUACUAACAAUUCUUUAAAUGUUCAUAAACAGAACAAUGAAGUUAUUGAUAAUAAGUACUUUGAUAUUAACUACAUGAUGAAUUCUAACAAUUCUUUAAAUGAAAUCGUAGAUUUUGGGAAAGGUUAUGAACCAGAUUCUUCAAAUAUAGAAAGUAUAAACAAUAAAGCACAGCAUUAUAAUAACAAUUUAGUUGAUAAUAAUGAACAAAGAAAUUUAUAUCCUUGUUCAUUUAAUGAUAUGACUAGAAAUAAUAACUUAAAGGGAAGUGAAAUUGUGGAUAAUUGUCAUAAUAUAAAUGAAAUGCAAAGUUUUAAUAAUACAAAUGAAGAAAAUUAUAAUUUAAGUGAUAUAAAAAAUAUUAAUAAAUUAAAUGAAGCAAAUAGUAAAUUGAAUAAUUCAAAUAAUUUUAGUGAUUCUAAUGAAAUGAAUAAUUUAAAUAUUAAUAAAGAGACAAAUAAUAAAAUCAGUAAUAUGAAUAAUUUUAAUGAUAUGGAUAAUAUCAAUAUUACAACUCAUUUUAAUGAAAUGAAUGUUACAAAUGAUCAUCAUUUAAUUAAUUAUAGUAUGGUAAAUAAUAAUAAUACCUAUGAUAAAAAAAUGAAGAAGAAUUUUUAUAUGAUGAAAAUGUCAAAUUUGCCUGUGAACAAUGACGGUAAUAAUAAUUUAAUGAAAAAUAUAAAUGAAAAUGUAAUUAAUAAUAUAGUUUGUAAAGAUAUGAAUCAAAUUCAAUUAAAGCGUUCUUAUAAUAAUAAUCAUAUAGGUAACAAUGUUGAUAAUACAUUUAUUAAUGAAAAUAAUACAAAUCUUUCCAAUGGUAAUAAUAAUGAAAUAUAUUUAAAUGAAAUUUAUUCUAAUAUUGAAUUACCUGAUGAUGCCUUAGUAAAUGAAGUUAUAAAAAAUACUGAUAUUUUAAAUAAUAUUUUAAAAUCAAAAAUUGAAGAUAUGAAGAAUUGGAAUAAUGAACAAAAAAUACAAGUGUUAUCUAUUCAAAAAGCCUUAUUAUUAAAGGGCUAUAGGUUAAAAUAA
This is a messenger RNA of Plasmodium relictum, 2175 nucleotides long. Its product is annotated as mRNA processing protein, putative. Gene Ontology annotation, cellular component: mRNA cleavage and polyadenylation specificity factor complex. The transcript has a single exon. Bases 1 to 2175 code for a protein of 724 amino acids. The record is from RefSeq and is a predicted model, not a curated record. Gene Ontology annotation, molecular function: mRNA binding. Lineage: Eukaryota; Apicomplexa; Aconoidasida; Haemosporida; Plasmodiidae.